AUGUCUGUGUCAGCCUUUGGAAGAAUCACCUUGGGAAGUGGUGGAAUCAACACCAAAAUUAAAGGCAUGCUUCAACUUAAAAUUGGUUGUGCCAUUACUAGUACACUAAGUUGCAAAACUUACUUACAGACUACAGAAGAGCAAUGGAAUAGCGAGCUUUCAUUGACUGAUGGAUCAGAAAUAGAAGAAGGGAUGUCAAUAGCAACUCGACCUAAGCAUCACAGGAAGAAAGGAAAACGGAAAUUCAAGAAUGCUAAAAUAGAGGGUGUUUUAGUUGCUCAAGCUAUGAAACUUAUUCAAGAAUGGCAAUCAGAAGACGGUGAACCGAUGGAUGAUUUUAAUCGAUUUGGGUUGUGUGUAGCGGAUCAAUUGCGGGAUUUAGCUAACAGUUCGGAUAUGCUUUUAGUUGCUCGAACCAAAUUUAAGAUUGAACAAGUGUUGUAUCAAAGUGCUAAGCGAGCAUACAUCACUCUGAAAAAAUAA
Messenger RNA from Trichoplax adhaerens, 483 nucleotides. RefSeq lists its product as uncharacterized. The record is from RefSeq and is a predicted model, not a curated record. Bases 1 to 483 code for a protein of 160 amino acids. Lineage: Eukaryota; Metazoa; Placozoa; Uniplacotomia; Trichoplacea; Trichoplacidae. The transcript has a single exon.